AUGUCUUUCCACGCCUCUGCUGAAGAUAUCCGCGUCGACGACGGCCACAUCCUCCGCGCCCGCCUCUUCAACGGCGAGGGCGAGGCCGUCGACGCCGAGCUCAACCUGAACGACGUCCUCGGCAACAACAACGGCUCCUUUGAGUGGGGUGGUGGUGGCUUCGCCGACUCGGCCGAGAACAUCCACUUCGAGCUCGAGGGCGGUGACAACGUCCCCAUCCUCCGCGCCCGCCUUUUCAACGUUGAGGGCGAGGCCAUCGACGCCGACGUCAACCUGUCGGAGCGCAUCGGCAACAACGACGGCAACUUCCACUUCAACUACUGA
Colletotrichum destructivum is the source of this 324-nucleotide messenger RNA. Its product is annotated as Putative cyanovirin-N. Lineage: Eukaryota; Fungi; Ascomycota; Sordariomycetes; Glomerellales; Glomerellaceae. The transcript has 3 exons. Bases 1 to 324 code for a protein of 107 amino acids. The record is from RefSeq and is a predicted model, not a curated record.